Messenger RNA from Zychaea mexicana, 288 nucleotides. RefSeq lists its product as uncharacterized. Lineage: Eukaryota; Fungi; Mucoromycota; Mucoromycetes; Mucorales; Lichtheimiaceae. The annotation marks the transcript as partial. The record is from RefSeq and is a predicted model, not a curated record. The transcript has a single exon.
UCCCUGUCAGAGCUUCACUCAUUUGCCUCCCUCAAAAACCUUAAUAUGCUGUCCAAAGUUGGUCAUUGCUUUUGGAACCAUUGCAAUGUUACUGACGCUACUCCUAAUUUUAACUCGACUGGUAAUGAAGACAGUUUUGUAGUUCCCAUCUCCGAUCUUAUGCUAUCAUUGACAAGUCUUACAACAAAGCCCAUGGAAUGUCAUCACAAUAUUAAUAUCCCUUUCGUCCCUAUCCCCUUUGUAAUAUCCUCGAUCCCUUUGUUCUUCCCUAAAACCCAUUCCAUAUGA